Molecule: messenger RNA, 1672 nt
Organism: Camponotus floridanus (Florida carpenter ant)
Lineage: Eukaryota; Metazoa; Arthropoda; Insecta; Hymenoptera; Formicidae
Gene: Alg3
Product: lethal(2)neighbour of tid protein
Exons: 1
Coding region: 12-1325 (437 amino acids)
Cellular component (GO): endoplasmic reticulum
Molecular function (GO): dol-P-Man:Man(5)GlcNAc(2)-PP-Dol alpha-1,3-mannosyltransferase activity
Source: RefSeq, a predicted model, not a curated record
UUUCAGACAAUAUGGCGGUACGCAGAGAAGCCAGGUAUAACCUCAAUCCCGAGAAGUCCUCGAAGAGAAGCAACAAGAGUUGUAUAGAAAAUUGCUGGGAAUUAUGGCGACUACUCCUUUUGUUGCUGACAGAUCCGAGGAAACUGUCGUCGAUAACGACGCUCUUCAUCCUCGCCGAAAUAGUCGUGAACAUAUUGAUCAUCGAGAAGGUGUCGUACACCGAGAUCGACUGGAGGGCCUACAUGCAGGAGGUGGCAGGCUUCCUGAACGGCACCAUGGAUUACUCGAAACUGCGAGGUGAUACCGGACCGUUGGUUUAUCCUGCCGGGUUCGUCUACAUCUUCUCCGGCUUCUAUUACGUAACUUCUCAUGGUGUCCAUAUAAAGACAGCACAGUACAUCUACGUGGCCAUAUAUGCGCUCACGUUGACGUUGGUGUUUAAAAUUUACGCCAGGACUAAAAAAGUGCCGCCUUACGUAUUGAUUCUGAUGUGCUGCACUUCUUACAGAAUACACUCGAUAUUUGUUUUGAGACUCUUUAACGAUCCGAUAGCGAUGCUGCUGCUGUACGCGAGUGUCAACGCGUUCCUGGACAAUCGCUGGUACCUGGGUAGUGUACUGUACAGUCUCGCUGUAUCUGUCAAGAUGAAUAUACUGCUAUUUGCUCCAGCGCUUCUUGUCGCUUAUCUGUGCAUCCUAGGAUUGUCCAAAACGCUGAUUCAAUUAAGCAUCUGCGCAUUUAUACAGUUGAUUUUUGGUCUUCCGUUCCUACUGGAGAAUCCAAUCGCGUACAUAAAGGGUGCUUUCAAUUUGGGUAGGAUCUUUGAAUUUAAGUGGACUGUAAACUGGAGAUUUUUAUCAGAGGAGGUAUUUGUUCAUCCAUACUUUCAUCACUCUUUAUUAUUUCUGCAUGUGUUAAUGUUGCUCUACUGUCUGCGCAUUUGGAUUGUUUACAUGGAAUCAUACACAAAAUUAAAAGAUGUGGAGAAAAGCUUGAAGUCCCAGGUUCCUAAAAAAGAGAAGCUAGACAUGUCCAUCGUAAGCCAACUGUUUGUCUAUCCCCUCUUCCUUGCAAAUUUCAUCGGCAUCAUGUUUAGCAGAUCACUACAUUAUCAAUUCUACGUAUGGUACUAUCAUACAUUACCAUAUAUUGCAUGGUGUACUGAGUAUAAGACUGUUUUUAAAUUGACUAUCUUAGGUAUGAUCGAGUUGUGUUGGAACACAUAUCCAAGUACAGUGUUCAGUAGCGCAGCAUUGCACAUAUGCCAUAUAAUUUUGCUAUAUGGUGCUCUUAAAACUAAAUCAGAUAGUACGGUAGAAAAGUAGUAAAUACAUAUAUGUAUCUGAUAUUGUGUUUUUAUCUGAAUUGUCUUCCUACAUCGUUUGUAUAUAUAUCUUUAUAUAUAAUAUCUUAUAUAUAAAGAUAAUAAUAAUGCAUCUUUAUACAUAUAUAAUAUAAUGAAAAUGUCACGAUAUUUCCCACCACAGUUUUUAAUCUUAUCACACGUUCAUAGUUUGAUAUAUGUGUGCGUGUUUGUGGAAUGAAAUAUAUUGUCUCAUGUUUGAGAGAGUUGUAAGAUAGCUUAUAUCUAUUAAGCGUGCGCGAUUACAUGUGUUAUAUAAUAUAUAUCUUUUGUACGAUUUAUGAAUAAAUUUUAAGACAAUGGGUUGAU